Molecule: messenger RNA, 747 nt
Organism: Mucor mucedo
Lineage: Eukaryota; Fungi; Mucoromycota; Mucoromycetes; Mucorales; Mucoraceae
Exons: 3
Coding region: 264-665 (133 amino acids)
Source: RefSeq, a predicted model, not a curated record
CAAAACCUAUUUUUAGCCUGUUUGAAUCUUAACGUUGAGAGUUGCAAAAAAAAAAUCUUUUUUCCGAAAGAGCUCAAAAAAACGUGACUUCAUACUGCCAUUUAUUCGAGGUUUAAUUUUAGCAUAUUUCCAUAACCUAGUUCUUCCUAAGUCCGCCUUCGUCCUGGAUCAUUGGGUUACGUAAUAUUCACUGCCACAAGUAUAAAAAGGGAACCUUAUUUUUCUCAAAUCAAUUAUUAUUAUCAAUUCAAUACAAAUCAAUCAUGAAGCUCUCUCUCUCUGUCCUCCUCGUUGUUGCUGCCGCUCUCAAUGUUAGCGCUUACAAAGUCCCUUAUGCUGCUCAGGCCUGUGCUCUUGGUACUGAAGGUAAAGGUUUAGGUAACGGUUUUAAGGGCUACUGUUGUAAGAACCAAGCCGAUUGUAUCGAUGAUUGUGUCAAUGAAAAGUGUACCGGUCCCGAAGGCACCAUUCAUUUCACCACUACUGCUUCUACCAAAACCAAGACCAAGACUACCACUACUGCCAAGCAUACUUCUACCACUUCUGCCAAAUGUAUUCCUGGUUUCGCCGGAAAGAAGAACGGUGAAGGUCGUCUUAAUGCUUGUUGCACUACUAGCGAUGACUGUAAGAACAGCUGUGUCAACAAGAAGUGUGAUGCCAAUUAAGUGGUGACAAUAGAUACUCUCAAGCGUCAUUCAUUUUUAAAACAUCAAUAAAUAAAAAUGAUUUCUUUUUUUUUCCUUUUCA